AUGGAGAUGCCAGUCCUAAACAGAAUAGGCGAUUUCGAAGCGGGCAUAAGCUCUCUCCAAGACCCGUCUUUUCUCUCUCAGUUUCUUUCGUUCUCCGUCAGGACGAUUUCGCAGGCCUACAGUUUCUGGAAAUGGGGUGCUCUGAUCCUCGCCCUCGUCGCUUCUUUCGGCACCCUAAUCAACCGAAUCAGAUUCCUCAUCAUCAAGUACCAGAACAACCUCGUCUCGGUGUCCCCGUCUCAGUCCCAGCCUUUUCUCAGGAGCUGCCUAGACGGUAGCGAGGAAGACGAUGCCUGCUCCUCCUCCUCCUGCUCUGCUCCUUCUUCGGAAACAGAGGAAGACGAAAUCGAGCUUACGAGCUCUGGAAUCUGGGGCUUCGAGAUCGGGGUGGACCCCGAAGGAGAAUCUACGGCUUCGUUCGGGGACGCGAUCUCCAUCACCGACUUGAACACGGGACAGAGACUGAGCUCGUUCUCAUCCGGCACGUCCGGGAUCCCGGCGCUUUCCGCCGCGCCGCUGCGGUCGCCGGCGGCGAUCGUGUCCGCCGGAGCGAGCGCCUCGGGGAACAUGGCGCUGAGGGUGUGGGACACGCGCGCCGGUCGCCGGGCGCCGGCGAUAAUCGCCGAGUGGGCCCCCCGGACGGCGGGCAACGUCGAGCGGGUCAACUGCGGCGGCGUGGAGAAGCUGUUCCUGGAAGCGGGCGGGGAGCUGGUGCUCGGAGACAUGAGGAAGGUCAGCUCGCCGCUGAAGAGGGUGACGGAGCCCGACGCGGAGACGUGGUGGGACGCCGACGCGGUCGUCGUCUCCGACGAGCUGGCGAGCGAGUCGAGGGCUGAGCGUGAGCGGUUCUGA
Eucalyptus grandis is the source of this 852-nucleotide messenger RNA. RefSeq lists its product as uncharacterized. The record is from RefSeq and is a predicted model, not a curated record. The coding region runs from base 1 to 852 and encodes 283 amino acids. The transcript has 2 exons. Lineage: Eukaryota; Viridiplantae; Streptophyta; Magnoliopsida; Myrtales; Myrtaceae.